Vigna radiata var. radiata (mung bean) is the source of this 1607-nucleotide messenger RNA. RefSeq names its product probable polyol transporter 3. Lineage: Eukaryota; Viridiplantae; Streptophyta; Magnoliopsida; Fabales; Fabaceae. Gene Ontology annotation, molecular function: carbohydrate transmembrane transporter activity. The record is from RefSeq and is a predicted model, not a curated record. Gene Ontology annotation, biological process: transmembrane transport. The transcript is spliced from 2 exons. The coding region runs from base 109 to 1572 and encodes 487 amino acids. Gene Ontology annotation, cellular component: membrane.
UUCGACUCAAUUCACUCUUCAGAAAAUCUGUCACUACCGAGGAAGCCAAAGUCACCUGAAAUUUAAAGUAUUAUAACUAAAUUAAUAUUAAUUACUGUUAUCAUCAUAAUGGAGCAGGGUGGCAGAGAAGACCAGACCACCACCUUCAACAAAUAUGCCUUUGCUUGUGCUAUAGUUGCUUCAAUGGUUUCCAUCAUCUCUGGUUACGAUACUGGUGUGAUGAGUGGAGCAAUAAUAUUCAUCAAGGACGAUAUUGGAAUCAGCGAUACCCAGCAAGAGGUUCUUGCAGGAAUCUUGAACCUAUGCGCGUUGGUAGGAUCAUUAGCUGCAGGAAGAACCUCUGAUUACAUCGGUCGUCGAUACACAAUUUUGUUAGCCUCCGUUCUGUUCAUGCUGGGUGCAAUUCUGAUGGGAUACGGCCCCAACUAUGCAAUAUUAAUGGUUGGAAGGUGCGUUGGAGGUGUGGGUGUGGGUUUUGCUCUUAUGAUAGCACCGGUUUACUCGGCAGAGAUUUCCUCUGCAUCAUCCAGGGGUUUUCUAACGUCUUUGCCGGAGCUUUGUAUCGGCAUUGGCAUCUUACUUGGCUACGUAUCGAACUUCUUCUUGGGAAAAUUGACCUUGAAGCUUGGAUGGAGGUUGAUGCUUGGUGUUGCUGCGCUUCCUUCACUUGCUUUGGCUUUGGUUAUUAUGGCAAUGCCAGAAUCGCCAAGGUGGUUAGUGAUGCAGGGUCGUUUGGAAGGUGCGAGGAAGGUGCUGUUGAAAGUUUCAAACAGCACAAAAGAGGCCGAACUUCGUUUGAGCGAAAUAAAAGUGGCUGUAGGGUUUGAUGAGACGUGUGGCAAGGUCCCUGAGAAGUCACAGGGUGAAGGGGUUUGGAAAGAGUUGCUUGUGAGGCCCACACCGGAAGUUCGAUGGAUGGUGAUUGCAGCAGUAGGGAUUCAUUUUUUCGAGCAUGCAACUGGCAUUGAAGCUGUGAUGUUGUAUAGUCCCAGAAUCUUCAAGAAAGCUGGUGUGAGAAGUAAGGAUAAGCUGUUGCUUGCGACUGUUGGAAUUGGUCUGACUAAGAUAAUUUUCUUGUUGAUGGCUUUGUUUUUGCUUGACAAAGUUGGUAGAAGGCGCCUCUUGCAAAUAAGCACUGGGGGGAUGAUUUGUGGGCUCACACUUUUGGGUUUUAGUUUGACCAUGGUUGAUCAAUCCAGUGAAAAGGUAUUGUGGGCUUUGAGUCUUAGCAUUGUGGCCACAUAUGCUUAUGUUGCUUUCUUUAACAUUGGGCUUGGGCCUGUGACUUGGGUGUACAGCACGGAGAUAUUCCCUUUGAAGUUGAGGGCGCAAGGGGCUAGUAUAGGAGUUGCAGUGAAUAGAACCAUGAAUGCUGUGGUUUCCAUGAGCUUUAUUUCAAUCUCCAAAGCAUUCACCAUUGGUGGCAGCUUCUUCAUGUUUGCUGGUGUAUCUGUACUCGCUUGGUUGUUCUUUUACUUUUUUCUUCCUGAAACCAAAGGCGUUCCUUUGGAAGACAUGCAAUUGGUUUUUAGCAAAAAAUCCUGCGCUAAAAACCUAGUUACAAAAACUUAAUAAGAUUAAUGAGACUUUUUAUUGUUUUGCAUUAG